Molecule: messenger RNA, 1002 nt
Organism: Branchiostoma belcheri (Belcher's lancelet)
Lineage: Eukaryota; Metazoa; Chordata; Leptocardii; Amphioxiformes; Branchiostomatidae
Product: metaxin-2-like
Exons: 11
Coding region: 112-894 (260 amino acids)
Biological process (GO): mitochondrion organization
Cellular component (GO): SAM complex
Source: RefSeq, a predicted model, not a curated record
ACCUAAGUUGAUGAAAAAACAUGGCGGCCUGACUUCUAAUUUCAUCUGUGUCCUCGAUUUUGUAACAGAAUUCGUGAUAUUAGAUGUACUAAGAACAUCGUAGCUUUGAAAAUGGCCUCUCUACUUGCUGAUGCAGCGAUCUCACAAAAAAUCGCCAGUGAGCCAUGGCCAGAGGAUGUCUGCCUCUACCAGCCUUAUAAAUUACAACAGGUGCUGCUGCCAGAUAAUGCACAAUGCUUGGCUGUCCAGUGCUAUCUGCAGAUGUGUGGUCUUCCCUUCAGGACAGUACUCAGAACCAAUGCUGAACAUAUGUCCCCCUCAGGGAAGCCACCUUUCCUUCGUGCAGGGCCGUAUGUCAUCUCAGAAGUGGAGCCCAUUAUCAAAUUUGUGUCCACUAAGGGCCACUCCCUGAGUGACAAGCUGGACAAACCCCAGCAAGCUGAGAUGAAGGCAUACCUGGCACUGGUGCAAGGGACUCUGGGAAAUGCUGAGCUCUACAUCUCAUGGUGUGACCCAACAACUGCAAGUGAGAUCAGCAGACCGAGGUACAGUUCCCCCUACCCCUGGCCACUGAACACCGUCCUGGCCUACCGUAAACAAUGGGACGUCCAGAACCAACUCAAGGCACUGGGAUGGUGCAGCAAGAGUCUCGAGGAGGUAUAUGAUGAGGUGGACAAUUGCUGUAAGGCCCUGUCACAACGGCUCGGGAACCACCAUUAUUUCUUCAAACAGGGGCCCACGGAGCUUGAUGCUGUAAUGUUUGGCCACUUGUACACCAUACUCACCACCCCCCUCCCCGGUGACUUCCUGGUGGACAUAGUUCGGCAGUACGACAACCUCAUCAACUUCUGCAUCAGCAUUGAAAAGAGGUUCUUCCGCAAGAGAAGCAAGUGACGCGGCCCCACAGAACUUGAUGCUCUAGUGUUUGGCCAUUUGUACACCAUCCUGACCACCCCACUCACAGACAACUGUCUGGCAGACAUCGUCAAGGAGUACGGAAAC